CAUCGCUUCUUUCUUUGCUCCAGACUAACUCUUAAUUUUAUUUACAUUUGUUAUUAUUCGUUCAAAGAUAUUUUCCCUGCUCAUACACGAUUGAUUAAUGCUGAAAUUCCUCAGGCCUAAGAGGCCUGUUCUCUUAUUGCAAUCCUCACAUUACAACGGCCGGUUUCAUCAUCGUCAUUACCAUCACCACCAAGCAUUCCACACCAUGUCCGAGCAAGAAAAGCCGAAGACAAACAACAAACCUCGAGAAAACUUCCGGCCUCUUCAACACAAAGAAAAGAAAUCUCAACUCACCCAUUUCCUUUGUCUACCGCUCGUCAACUCCAUCUCUCUCCCGCAGCUCGAAUCGUCUCUUGCGACGUUCAGAGCAGCUAUUCCCGCAUCACCGGCGCAGCAAAAACAAGGCCAAUAUGGUUCCCAACAAGCCAGCAUCGACCAAGGAAGACCGCUCAUUCCAAAUAGUGCAUUGCGACCCGUGGGAACACUCCACCUUACCCUGGGCGUCAUGAGCCUUCCUUCGAAAGAACGGUUCGAAGAAGCCCUGAAGUUCUUCCAGUCACUAGACCUAGUCGCGAUGAUGCACGAAGCGGGGGCGAAGGCAGAAAGGAUCAGAUCAAGAAAGGGGAGGACAGAACAGCUAUUGCCUCCAUCUCUUCCUGAAUCUUGUGAUGAUGGCGAGUUUGAUACUGCGCAGGAGGCUACUGGUCCUACUACUAUGGCCUCGCAGACCAUGCCUCGACCAUUCAAUAUCUCCCUCGAGUCAUUGAAUGCUCUUCCACGAGCACGUUCUGCUACAGUUCUGCAUGCUGCACCGGUGGAUCCUACGUCCCGGUUGUACCCUUUUUGCGAGAUGCUGCGAGAUAAGUUCCUCGAAGCUGGGUUCUUGCAGGGCGAAUACAAAAAGCCCUCUCAGCGUCAGGCAGAACAAACCCUUGAGAGAAAAGUAACAGAGGGAGCCUUUCGGCACAACGGGGGGGAUAAAAGUGAAGAAGGCAAGGUCGGCAAUGGGAACGACUCUACCACCGCAACAGAUAAACCAUUGUGUAUCAAUGACACUACGUCAUCAUCUCUCCUUGAGGAAUUGCCCGUCACCCUCGCAGAAGAACAAUCAGCUGUGCCCCAAUCCCAACCCCCCAAUCCCCUUAUCAAACCAAUCCACACCCCCCAGAAUCCCGAGCUCAAGUCCAGACCACUCCUUUUACACGCCACUGUCGUGAACACGAUAUACAUUAAAGGUCGGCAACACAAAGAUGAUUUCAAGGGCAAGGGUGGCCCCAAGGGCAAGAAGAAUAGCCGGUUUACACUCGAUGCCAGAGGUAUUCUUGACCAAUAUCGGAAUUACUAUCUCGAUAGUUAUAGGACGACGCCACGGUCUGCAGCGGUGACGGUUUCAGGUAAUACACCAUAUGGCAAUGAAGCCUUACCUGCAGAAGACAUAAACAACUUGCGGGGUACUAGCAACGCAGAAGAACUCGAAGAUGACCCGGAACAAAAGAAGCGGAAGAGAUCGUCUUCUAAAUCUGAUGGGUUAAGAUCAGAUGACGAAGUCAAAUAUCCAUUCGUCUGGGCCAAGGACUUCCCCUUGGAGUCCGUGUGCAUUUGCGAGAUGGGCGCAAAGAAACUCAAUCCUGAUGAGGGCGGGUUGAAUGCCCGUCUGGGAGAGGAAUACAAGGUUGUUGCGGAGAGGAGUCUUAGUUGGGAUCCUAGCGUUCAGCCAGCUACUGAGGUUAUGGUCGGCUCAGAGGUCAUGAUUGAUGGUAAUAUUAGUGAUGGGAGCUCGGAUGGUGGUGUGAGAGUCACAAAUUAACUGUCUCAAGGGAUGCAUGUAUACCAUAUUGGUAAAUUGGAUAACUAACGAGGUAUAUAGAGCUAUAUACAAACAUCUAAAUGCUAGAACGUGAGAAAUAGAAUGAAAAGAAAGUCCCAAACGCCUCGCUGA
This is a messenger RNA of Aspergillus ruber CBS 135680, 1939 nucleotides long. RefSeq lists its product as uncharacterized. Gene Ontology annotation, biological process: DNA alkylation repair; regulation of DNA-templated transcription. Bases 206 to 1807 code for a protein of 533 amino acids. The record is from RefSeq and is a predicted model, not a curated record. NCBI's taxonomy places the organism in Eukaryota, Fungi, Ascomycota, Eurotiomycetes, Eurotiales, Aspergillaceae. The transcript has a single exon. Gene Ontology annotation, cellular component: nucleus.